UAUCUCUUCUUCUUUGAGAACUAAUUUCUUCUUUUGUCUAUUGCAGAACUUCUCUCACCUUCCUCCCAUCCCAUCCCUAACACAAAUCUAAAGCUCAAACCUUUCCUUCCAUUUUGCAAAUACUCAUAAAUACAAACAAAGAGAAAGAGAAAGAGACAGAAAUGGCGGGUGGGGAUAGCAGCGGCACGUCAAGGCAGCUCGAUCAAACUCCGACAUGGGCAGUGGCCGGAGUUUGUGCCGUCAUCAUUCUAAUCUCCAUUGCUCUUGAAAAGGGUCUUCAUAAAAUCGGAGCUUGGUUCACAGCAAAACAUAAGAAAGCUUUGUUUGAUGCGUUAGAGAAAGUUAAAGCAGAAUUGAUGAUUCUGGGUUUCAUUUCUUUGCUCUUGACGUUUAGUCAAACUUACAUAGCCAUGAUCUGCAUACCUGUUAAAGUCGCCGACACCCUUUUACCCUGUCCUUUAAAGGAAGAGGAUCAUAAGAACGGCCGGCGACUUCUCUCAUACGGCCGGCGAAUCCUGGCCGCCGGAAGUGCUGGCCCCGGUUGUAAGAAAGGAAAGGUGCCACUUAUAACCGUUGAUGGUCUUCAUCAAUUGCAUAUCUUGAUAUUCUUCUUGGCUGUCUUUCAUGUUUUAUAUAGUGCAGCUACAAUGGCUCUUGGGAGAUUGAAGACUCGUCGAUGGAAGCAGUGGGAGUUGGAAACUACGUCCCACGAUUACGAAUUCUCGAAUGAUCCUUCGAGGUUUCGGCUUAGCCAUGAGACAUCGUUUGUUCGAGCUCAUACUAGUUAUUGGACGAAAAUACCUAUUUUCUUUUACAUUGGAUGUUUUUUCCGUCAAUUUUUCAGAUCAGUUAGCAAAUCGGAUUAUUUGACACUUCGAAAUGGAUUCAUUAGUGUUCAUUUGGCCCCGGGAAGCAAAUUUAACUUCCAAAAGUACAUUAAACGGUCUCUCGAGGAUGACUUUCAGACGGUUGUGGGCGUUAGUCCUGUAUUGUGGGCUUCGUUUGUUUUCUUCUUGCUACUGAAUGUCAAUGGUUGGCAAGUAUUGUUCUGGGCAUCCUUAGUUCCUCUAAUUUUAAUCUUAGCGGUUGGGACUAAGCUUCAAGAAAUCUUGACAAGAAUGGCACUCGAGAUUGCAGAAAGACACGCUGUCGUACAAGGAAUUCCUCUCGUACAAGGUUCUAACAAAUACUUCUGGUUCGAAAAACCGCAACUUCUCCUUCAACUCAUCCACUUCGCAUUGUUUCAAAACGCGUUCCAAUUGACGUAUUUCUUGUGGAUAUGGUAUGAAUUCGGGCUCAAGUCGUGUUUCCACAACAAUUUCGAGCUUGUUAUCGCCAAAAUCGCAUUAGGAGUGGCUAUUCUCUUCUUAUGUAGCUACAUCACUCUCCCACUUUAUGCUCUUGUGGCUCAGAUGGGUACACACUUGAAGAAAUCCAUUUUCGAUGAGCAAACGGUAAAAGCCUUGGAGAAUUGGCGCAAGGCGGUAAAAAAGAAGCACGUUGUUCCUAAGAAAGGAAGAUCUUCGACAAUUAAAUUGGGCGAGCCAAUUGAGUCGGUUAGCACGACCGUGCAUUCAAUUAGUUCGGGGGCUUCGCUUCAUCGUUUUAGGUCCACAGGACAUUCGAGUCACCCUUAUAGCUACGAGGACCAUGAUCAAUACUCUGAUGACCUUGAAACGGAUCCCUUAUCGCCCACACCUAUGGGUGGAAACUUGGUUUUGACUAUCCAAGACGAUAAGCCAGAACCUCACGAUAUUAUAAACACCGAUGAUUUCUCAUUCGCUAAGCCAAUUCCACCAUCCAAUUGAAGCAUCGCUUGAAAAAAAUUGUUCGAGGAAUCGAUUAGCUUUAGUUGGGUGGUCUACACUUCAUGUAAACUAGUUAGCCUACAUUUUGUUUUUUAUUUCUCUUUGAAUUUAUUGUUUGUAAUAAUCAAUUAAUGUUAAUGAUUUAUUUGUUUUA
This is a messenger RNA of Impatiens glandulifera, 1962 nucleotides long. Its product is annotated as MLO-like protein 10. Gene Ontology annotation, biological process: defense response. The transcript has 14 exons. The record is from RefSeq and is a predicted model, not a curated record. Gene Ontology annotation, cellular component: membrane. The coding region runs from base 162 to 1808 and encodes 548 amino acids. Lineage: Eukaryota; Viridiplantae; Streptophyta; Magnoliopsida; Ericales; Balsaminaceae.